UUCGACUGAGGGCGGUAGUUCCCAGCAAAUUUCGUAGGCAUUUUGCUUCCCGAAAAUCUCUUGGCGUCAAUGGCCUCCCGUUUUCUUCCUCAAUCACCGCACGUCGACCACCUCAACGCCGAUUACCCUCUGGAAGCUGAUCUCCCCGCGCUGACGUCCUUGGACAAGACAGAGGAACCUUGUGGCCGUAAGUUGUUGUUGCGGUUUCGAAUGAAGAAAGAUACCGGUGAAGACGGUGUCGGCACCGACUCCUUAGUGUCGGCACAAGAGGCGAACUGUAAGGUAGAGUCGUUGGAGGUGGUCGUGGUACAGCCCACUCAACCACCGAGUCCUCCCAAGGCCACUCAGUUAGGGAUUGUCGUUCCAGACACACUGAAGGCAAAAGCAAAAGUAGUGACGGCAACGGCGAAGAGGAACCAAAAGAAGCGACGCUUUUCCUUUGCGCUUUCGAACGAAGAGAUCGAAGCGGAUAUUCUGGCAGUUUCCGGCGUGAAACUGAAGAGGCAACCCAGAAAGCGAUCCCAGAAAGGGUCCAAGGAGUUCGACCAUUUGUUUCCUGGUUUUGGGAUGAAGUUCUGAUCAGGUCUGUUUGGCUCUAAUGUGGUGAUGUAAUUCACGUUGCAUAAUUUCUUUUCUUGUGUUAUUUUUCGCAUUCAUCUGAAAUUCUGAUUGCCAAAAAAUAUUGUAUAUGCAU
Rubroshorea leprosula is the source of this 694-nucleotide messenger RNA. The record is from the annotation of a GenBank genome assembly. NCBI's taxonomy places the organism in Eukaryota, Viridiplantae, Streptophyta, Magnoliopsida, Malvales, Dipterocarpaceae.